Molecule: messenger RNA, 1251 nt
Organism: Cyclocybe aegerita
Lineage: Eukaryota; Fungi; Basidiomycota; Agaricomycetes; Agaricales; Hemipholiotaceae
Source: the annotation of a GenBank genome assembly
AUGAACCAGUUAAAACGGAUGCAGCGAAAAGCUGCUCUAUGGAUUACGGGUGCUUUCUGCACCUCACCCACGGGCGGUCUUGAGGCCUUAGCAGGUCUCAUCCCCGUCCACCUUAUGCUGAAGAAGCUGGCAAUGCGUGCAGUGUAUCGCGUUGCCACCCUCUCGGACACCCACCCCCUUCGCUCUAUGAUGGGUGAGGGACUCCUUAAGCGAGCCGCACCACAUGCUCGCUCAUCCGCCUUGAUGACCCCAGCUAUGCGAGGGAAAGUCAAGAGCACUGUCAUGGAGGUGGACGAGCGCGUCCACACCUUAACUGAGAGCUUUGAGCCCUUUGCGCCCGAAGCUCGCCCAGGCGAUCGGUUACUGGACCGCUAUGCGGACCGUCUCCAUUUUGACAAGUGUGAUCCAACCCAGGAUAGGCGCCCAUAUCUAGAUGAGCUCAUCGCGAGAGCGAGGGCCGACCCACUAACAGUACUGGCUGCGACUGAUGGCUCCGUCCCUCAGUCCAAUCAGUAUCAGGCGGCUUCGGCUGCCAUCAUCUACAAGGGACAUCGCGAGCUUGAAAGGACUUGUUAUGUCUCUGGCAGAGUUACCGCCCCAGAUGCGGAACUCAAUGCCAUCUUGUGCGCAGUGCGCCUUGCUGUCAAGCAGGUAAACUGCCAGCAUAUUAUGGUCUUUACUGACUCUAUAGGCUCAGCCCGUAGAGCGGUUGACCCUGGCGUGCAUUCUGGUCAGGCUUUUAGCUUGUCAGUUUGUCGCGCUCUCCAAGAGUGGUUUGAGGCGGAUGACCUUUGCCGCAUUACCUUCGUCUACGUUCCAUCUGCUUUGCGGUGGGACAUCCAUGGUGAAGCACACAAGUACGUCACCGAGCUCAAAGUCAGGGUUGGACGUCGAAAGACGGACAACUCUAUAGACACGCUACGCUCUCGAGCGGCGCACUCAGUCCUGGAUUCGUGGAGCUCCACUUUCCAGGAUUCAACCUACCGAGGCUCUGAAUUCCUAGAGCUCGCCCGCGUUUGCCGGUGUAUAACUGGCCACGCGCCCAUUGGAGCGUAUUACCGUCGCUUCAAGAUCAACGAGCCUCAUGGCUGCACUUGCGGGGCUGCUUUGCAGUCCCGCCAGCAUGUCCUCUUUCGCUGCCGCGAUCGCUACUCUGUGCACUACCCCCGAUUUCUCGGGGAUAUUGCAGCUUUUAUGAAGUACAACCCUACAGCGUUUGGCUUCAACCGGGACCCCUCGGGUGUCGGAUAA